Molecule: messenger RNA, 2828 nt
Organism: Physcomitrium patens
Lineage: Eukaryota; Viridiplantae; Streptophyta; Bryopsida; Funariales; Funariaceae
Source: RefSeq, a predicted model, not a curated record
AAAUAAAAGGUGGUGAGACUCAGGAAAAGAAACAGACAAACACAAACCACCCACAAAAGGGAACCACUCAGAAGAAGCCAGACACAACCGUGCUAAUAUUUAUGAAGGAAGUUUCUGAAGGGAAAUCCAGACACGGUGAGAAGGUUAUCGUAAGGAACUAAUUCCAAGAGGGUAAGCAAAAUAGAGAGGUGGGGCUACUUUAAAAAUUAGGGCUUAUGGACAAUGUUUCCCUAGUUUCCACAGGCAUGCUCGAAUUGCAACAAAGCAAACCGAUUUGUUAUAAACCUUGUGCCGCAUGCAUGGACAGAGAUCCCACCGUGCGAUGUCAACUACCGAGACACUCGGGUGAUGGCUGCUGUCUGGAGUAAUUAUCCGCAUUAACCAUCCGUGAAGAGUUUGUGACUUGUGAAUCACCGAGCAACUCGAAAUGCGGCGUUUACAGCUGAGUUACGAACAAGCCCUCGGCGACGCACAGCUGGCCGCGCGACAACCUCCCGCAGGGCCCUUUGACGGCGUCCGAAUAAAAGUCUGCCAGACUGGAUGCCUCGAGGCGUGAUCGGCUCCCGGCUUUCGCAGUGCAUGGAAUUGGCAAGCAUGCGGGCAGGUAAAGGAUCCAUGGCGAUGAACAUACUAGGACCUGGCCCUCGCCCCCCUCCCUUACCCCACACUUUGUCGUAUAUUCCCAGGCUUUCCUUUUCCGUCGUUGCGUAUUUAAUCGCCUCAAGCUCCUGAUCUCCUUAAUGUGCUCCAUCUCUCACGUUUCUCGCACAUCCCCCCUACGAUUGCCACCACCUUCUGACUCUCGAUCACACUCUCUGUUUGCGUCGGCGCUGCUACUUUUUGCGACUUUGAAUUCCAGCUGUAACUUGUUGCACAUUUCCUGCUCGAGUGAUUUUCUAAUGCGACAGCAUUUGUAAAUUUUUGUGAAGCUCCAAGUUCCUGCCGCCGAUAUAAGAGGAGGCAGCUAUUACUGAUUCAGAUGUCAAAUAGUACGCGUCUAUUAGUAACUGUGGUUUAGCAGCAGGUUAGAGUUCAGAUGAUCUUGCAAACUUCUAAGAAGAAACCUUGCAAGCGAGCCUAGAGCGCUUAGAUAUAUUCAAAAGUAAAGAAAAGAAAAGAAAAAUUACUGGAUUAGUGUGUUUUUUAAAAUUAUCCUGUGAAAGUAGCCAAUAGAAGACUCCAUCAUGACAGGAACCGUGGAAUUUCAAAAUUUGUGCAUCAGCAUUGCGUACGAAGUAAAGACAGUCAUGCGGGACACCACCCUUUCUUUUUUCUACAAAUUGAUCUUCUGCUUCUUGAAAAUCGUAUGUGUCACUGGUUUUGCGUUGGGAAGAAAUCAUCCUGAGAACCGUACCCGAGCUCCCUCAUUGCCGCCGCCGAUUCCUACAUUUUCAACUUCCAAGAGACGAGGAGGUGAAGAAGCGGAGGCUGCAGAAGAAUCGAAGGCAAACCUCACCGACGAGACUCCAGAUUUUGAAUCGCAGUUUCGGGAGCUAGCACCUGAGGACGCUGAUGUCGAAUUAUGCGAGUUUCGGCCGAAGGUUGCGGUGGUAGCUCCCAUUUACGUUAGGACACCUCAGCAAAGGAAAGAAGUCUUGGAGUUAAUAUCGAGCCUCGCAAAUCAGACUUACAAAGUAGAACAAGUAAUUCUAGUUGACGAUUGCUCACCAAUGCCGUGGUACUUGAGUUCCGCAACUGGUCAAAAUGAGGAGAAUUUAGUUAAGCUUCCUGCGCACACAAGGCUUGUGAGGCGCCCUAAAAACCACGGCCCUGCGGCAGCAAGAAGUCUUGGACUUGGCCUGGCCAUCGCCGAACACCAGGCUCAGAUUGUCAAUUUCAUUGACUCAGACUGCGAGGCAGAGAGCCACUGGGUAGAAGCUAUGGUGGCAGCACAUUAUUCUGAAUUGAAGAAGAAGACUGCAGCAUCAGAUGGAGCUAUUUUGUCAGGGCUCACAUAUGGCUAUGGAAAUACCUUUGUCGACAAAUUUCAUGACCACUUCGGCACCCUGAAUGGCAGAAUCAAAAUGAAUGGUGAAGGUCUUCUUUAUGCUCCCUCGUGCAACAUCUCAAUCAGAAUCUCCAUGAACCUCAUUACCCAAGUAGGUGGCUUUGAUGAAAGUUUCCCGAAGGCUGCUUUUGAGGAUGUUGACUUCUGCAUGCGUGCCACCCAAUGCGGAAUCUUGACUCAAUGUGUGCCAAAUGCGAAAAUCUGGCAUAAAUAUCAAACCUCAAUACCUCAGUUAUUCCGCAUGUUUCAGAGGUACGGUGCCAGUGAGUGGGCUGUGAUUGAAAGACACCCCUAUUACUUCGAAAUGUAUGGAACUUCUUACCACAUUCCUUCUCAAGCUCCGAAGAUAAUCAGUUGAUGCAAUGGCCUGUAGAUAGGCUAAUUUCAAUUAGGAUUUCUCCCAUCUACCAGGUGGUAUUCCUCUCCGUAACGUAAAUAUACAGUAUCAGCCAUUUUUAAACUUACUCUCCCAUGCAAAUCUCCCUUCGUUUUUUGGUAAUGGAAUGGGAGACAUUUCCCUUUCAGAUGUUUGCGAGGACGAGGGGUGAUGAGAGCGUCGGCACCUGUUAUAGUCAGUUGUGUUAGAAACAUAUUUCUCGCCCUCCUUUAUACGGGAUAUGCAUGGGAAAAGAGAGUAGAUGUCUCGGAUCAGUGUGGCUUCGAAAUGGUUAUCAAGACAAGCAUUUUAUGUUGAUCUUUCUGACUGUUGCAUCAGUGUGAUGUACUUACAGUCUUUACAGCAUCAUCUCAUCUGAGGAAUUGACUUGUAUGUAAAAUUGAAAUUUCAUAUCAUACAUCUGAUCAAACAUAUCUUUUUCCA